AAAUAUAAAGAGUGCAGAUACGGCGACCGCGCGUGCAUUGUAGUGCGCGGACAUUCACAGUCCUUCCGUGGCAUCCUCUUUCCACUGGUCUUACCGCAGUCGUGAUUACACGUCUAUCAAAAUACAGUAUAAUCGACAUCGCGUCCACGUGAAAUGUUUUUGGUGGUGAUCUUUUCCCCCACUCAUGUGAUAGAUGACUUCUUCAAACGAGGAUACUAACUGGAAACUUUGGACUUUUAUUUGUUUCUCUACUCCAAAAAUAACACUAAUAUAGCUAUAAAGGAAAUCGGACACGAUCAUUUCACCCAGUCAAUGGGAAUAUUCGUUAUUCAGCAUUACAUUUACCGACAGCUAUACCAGCUCACAUUGAAAGGAGGGAGGGGAGGAAAACUUAAACCUCAUGCCUCCACAAAGUCAUUCGUGAGGCAAACAUUUCCUUUGGACCAUUGCUCAAUAUACCAGCAUGGAGAGAGGGGUCAGAACAAGACUAGAAACGGGAGUGGCAGAUGAGAAAGGCUCUCUCACUCAAGGAAAUACACAAUUUUCAGGAAGCGAGGACCUGGGAUCUGAAUGUUGCAAGCGUAAUGGCUUGAUCAGUACCCAUAACUUAAUGGUGGAGACUAAGGAAGGACUGGUGUCUGUCUAUUCUGCCCCACAGUAUCAGGGCCAUGUGGUGUCCAAGGACAAAAAUGGGUCACAGGAUGGUAGAGGGCCCCCACAGCUGCUAAACCCCAGCACCCUGCCCCAAGCUAUAGACUCUUACUACAGACCCAACCUCAUUCUUUACCCUGAGAGCAUGUUGAGAGCAUGGGGUGAAGGAGGGGACUGCUGUGAGACCACCUUCAUUGAAGACAUUACCCCUGCCUCUUCUGGAUCAGCUGUCUCUAAAGAUGGAAUUCUGUUCACUGACAGCAAGCUUCUGGAUCUCUCUAUGGAAGACGUCAAGAUCCAGACACUGUCCUAUGAUGUAGAUGAUGAUGAUGAUGAUUUUCAAGAACUUGAGAGUGAGUACUCAAGUGACUCAGAGAGUGAGGACAAUUUCCUCAUGAUGCCCCGAGGGACCAUCUGGGCGUCAGUGUGUUCUCCAUGCUCUGCUGUUUCUGGCCCCUCGGCAUCGCAGCUUUCUACCUUUCUCAGGAGACAAACAAAGCAGUUACUAAAGGGGACUUUCACCACGCCAGCUCCAGCUCCAGACGUGCACUCUUCUUCGCUGUGCUGUCCAUCACCAUCGGGACUGGCAUCUACGUGGGUGUGGCUGUGGCCCUUAUCGCAUACCUCUCCAAAAACAAUCUCUUGUAGCCUUCCCAUGCAUACCCAAAUCUUACUUUUCAGCAAACAGACAGAGAUCACUUCAAGGCCAGCUGAGCUGUUUGGGAAAACGCAAUGGUCACAAUAUGGGACUCACCAGCAAUGUGUUCCACUCCUGCACUUUUAGUCACCCCAUUUGAUUGGGAAGAUUAUCCUUUUUUAUCCCCUUUUCUCCCAAUUAUUAAUGCCCAGUUCCCACUACUCCUCGUGGUGGCGCGGUUACUCGCCUCAAUAUGGGUGGUGGAGGACAAGUCUCAGUUGCCUCCACUUCUGAGAUGUCAAUCCGUGCAUCUUAUCACGUGGCUCGUUGUGCAUGACACCGCGAAGACUCACAGCAUGUUGAGGCUCAUGCUACUCUCCGCGAUCCACACUCAACUUACCACAUGCCCCUUUGAGAGCGAGAACCACUAAUCACGACCAUGAGGAGGUUACCCCAUGUGACUCUACCCUCCCUAGCAACCGGGCCAAUUUGGUUGCUUAGGAGACCUGGCUGGAGUCACUCAAGGAAGAUCAUCAUUUGUACAAAUGUCAUGAUCACCUUUCAGCAUUCUUCUAUCAUGUGACCGUGUGUCAUGUGACAUCACCAGUAUUGUUUGUUAUGCUCACUGUUUGUGAAAGGGCAAAUCUAAUGCUACUCAUAUUAAAUUUUAGCAGUUAAAGUCAACACGAAAUCUAAAUUACUUGGUUACUACACAUACAGAAAAAGCAUUUUUGCAAUUUACAUAAAUUAUCUUAACAGCAUGAAAUAAACUAGAUAUGCCAACUUUUCACAUUCCAAUAAAUUCCAGAAAAACAGAGAAAAAAAUAGUCCCAUCCUACAUUUAUGUUGAAUAUCCUGUUUCACUUGCAAAUAUAUCUUAUAACAGAAGCAAAAUGAGUUACAAACACAGUUUCAUGUUGACUUUAAUCUCAGUUUGUCACAAACACAAAAUGUGUAAUGCCAAUCUAAACUGUCAAAAGAUCUAAACAACCAUUGAUUUUAUUGAAUGUUUUUUUUGGGGUGUGUGAUGCUUAUCGAGAACACAGUCUAUAUAUGAUGUGCCACAGUGCUUUCAAGCAUUUUGAAUAAGAGCUACUGAAUCUCAAGGUCUGUUACUCUCUUUUUUAUAUUACAUACACUAAAUGAACAUAAAGCCAUAUAGAUGGGUUGCUCAAACCUCUGCGUGGACUUUUUUAAGAACGUAUGGAUGGUAUCACUCUUGUGGGGCUGUAAUACUCAAUCUUAAGUACUCAGUAAAUAUGUUAUGCUUUCAGUUUCUAUAUGUCAUUGUAUAAAGCUGUAAACGAAUUUGCUGUCAAAUUGUCUCCCAUUAUCUGGGAACCACCUCAAGUGUCAUCCUUGAACAACUUCUCAAUGUUCACAAAAAUGUUACACUGUUUAUGCGUAUUGGUGUGCAUGUGUACACACUGAAUGAAUUAAAUUACAGUGUAAAAUUGUCUGAACAGUUAGGUGACAUGUAAAAUGCCAUCAUCAAUACAAAACAAAAAACUAGAAAAGGAAACUUUGGAAAUACAAAUUUUGAUGCUGGAUUGAGAAAGCCUUUUCUGAACGUUUAUAUGAGUAUUUCGGGCAGAUGGAUGGAUGAUUACUUAAAAG
Molecule: messenger RNA, 2905 nt
Organism: Xyrauchen texanus (razorback sucker)
Lineage: Eukaryota; Metazoa; Chordata; Actinopteri; Cypriniformes; Catostomidae
Product: synapse differentiation-inducing gene protein 1-like
Exons: 4
Coding region: 464-1435 (323 amino acids)
Biological process (GO): positive regulation of synapse assembly; synaptic vesicle clustering
Cellular component (GO): synaptic vesicle membrane; intracellular membrane-bounded organelle; excitatory synapse
Source: RefSeq, a predicted model, not a curated record